This is a messenger RNA of Styela clava, 1215 nucleotides long. RefSeq lists its product as uncharacterized. The record is from RefSeq and is a predicted model, not a curated record. NCBI's taxonomy places the organism in Eukaryota, Metazoa, Chordata, Ascidiacea, Stolidobranchia, Styelidae.
AAAAAUAUUAUUGAACGUUAACUAAGCAACAAAACAAAAUGAAGCUUUUCCGAUCUCGCUCAAGCCGAAGAAAAAGGAAUGGUGAUAUUACGGCAACUGACGAAUUUACUUUCCACAUGCCGUCCCAGUUUGAAGACAGGCGAACUCAAUUGGAAAUAGAAUGCUUUAAAAAACGACGAGAAAUCAACAGACCGGAGUCAAAAAACGUUAUCCGGAAACAUAUAAACAGUAUUGACAGUUUAAAAUCCGACGGGGAAUCUGAUUAUGAGUCCAUGCCACGUGUAAAUGAAAACGAACUUUGUUCAGCUUUGGAUCGAUUCAGGUUGCAUGACACUUUAUCAAGCUCAAGUUCAAAUGACAGUAAGUUUUCGAACCAGUCCACACCAUCAUACACAGGAUCAGAAGAAGUAAAUUCACGUUUACGAGAUACAAGACAACAAGUAUUUCCCGAUAACUCACCAUCGAAUUGGACAAGCACAGAAAUUCUCUUAUUUCCCGAGGAAGAGUGGGCAAGAAACGCUAAGAAAAUUCAAUGGACGAUCAAAUUUAGUCGAUGUUGGGAAAACCUUUGCAUUGUCACUGAAAGAAGCGUCGGUGGAUUCUUACAUGAAAUCCGCGGAGGCAAAAGUCAUUCGAUACGUAGACGGAAGUCUAAGUGUCAUCGGUCGAUUUCAACGUUAGAAAAACCCAGACUUUGAACUUCAUUUAUCAACAGCAUGCCACAGUGAUUUACAGAACGGUUACGUUAUGACUGGACAUUUGCUUCAAGGAAAUUUGAGCCUGUAUGAUCGUUUAGAUAUCACACAUUUUGCCGCAAUAACACGAGAACAAUAAUUAGAAUUGAUUGCCAAUAAUUAUAACUUAGGGAAUAUGUUGUUAAUAAGUUCUAUAUAAAAGAAAACCCGCUCUAUACUUUGAAUCUCACCACUAUUUGAAACAUUGGACAUGUCGGUCGAAGCCCUUAUUUAUCACUGGCUACUUGCCUGAAAGCUUUGUUUGAAGUCUGAAAAAAAAAUCUCCUACGUUUGAUAGGUUUCACAAGCUGUGAUGACAAUAUGUUUCCAUGCCCAUCUAAAUUGAAUAACUGUGCAAUGACUGUUAUUUUUCUUUUUUUUAUUUGCAGUAAUAUGUUGAAAUAUAUUGAAUGAACAAAUACGACAAGGUUUUUCGUUUGAUGUUAUUUUUCAUUUCUCUGUUUUUCAUUUCUUUCCUUUG